GAAGGGUUAGGUUUGGGCUGAGGGCUAGGGUUAAGGUGAGGCCAGGUUAGGUUUGCUUGGGCCUGGGACAAGGGUACUGUUAGGGGUUUUGGGGGACAGCUCCUCACCUGGUUGCCCCUCCCUGUUGCCUGUGUGAAGCAUGGAGCCCCGACCCUCCCCUUCCUGGCAGACUGGAGUCCAAGCCUUGCACUCACCACCCGGGUCCCCUGCUCCUGGGCCUGGCCUGGAGAGCAGCCCCCAGCUCCUCCUUUCGCAGGUUCCCGCCCUUCCCUCGUGCUAUCCAGGCCCAUGAGUGCCCCCAGUUCCUCGGAGGACAGUUCCGAGGAAGACGCAGCGGAAGCCGGGCAGAAGCCCGAGAUCAAAGACACUUUCAAGGACAUUUCCAGGUACUUCUCCAGGGCAGAAUGGGCGAAGAUGGGAGAGUUCGAGAAAAAACGCUACCGGAACGUGAAAAACAACUACAAUAUGAUGCUUUCCAUAGGUCUCCGAGCCCACCGACCGGAUUUCAUGUGUCGUGGGCGGCGAACCGGCAGGCCCCGGGUGGAUGACCCUGAGGAUUCCGAUGAGGAGUGGACCCCUAGGCAGCAAGUCAAACCUCCUUGGGCAGCCUUGCGAGUGGAGCAGAGUAAACCCCGGCAGGGGAAGCCCAGGGCGCUGUUGAGUGAUGAACCCAGCCUGAAGGAAUUGCCUGCAACAGCAAACGUACAAGACAGCGGUGGCUCAGAGAAGGCCCAGACGCCGGUGUCCUCUCCCCGAGAAGCAAAAAAGCUGGGUAAGAGGAAGGUUCUGUUAUUAGACCCCAGGAGAAAGGUGGUGGAGCCCAAGAUGUACAGCCUGCGGGAAAGGCAGUGUUGCACUUACGAGGAGGUCAGCGAGCCCCAGGACGACGACUACCUGUAUUGCGAGAGGUGCAAGAACUACUUCCUGGACAGCUGCCCUGCCCACGGGCCCCCCGAGUUUGUAAAGGACAACGCGGUGACCAAGGGGACCUCCAACCGCGCGGUCCUCAGCCUGCCCACUGGGCUGAGAAUAGGACCCUCGAGCAUCCGGGGGGCCGGGCUCGGGGUGUGGACCGAGACCUCCUCGCUGCCGCUGGACCUGCACUUCGGCCCCUACGAGGGCGAGGUCACGGAGGAGGAAGAGGCCGGCCACAGCGGGUACUCCUGGAUGAUCACCAAGGGGCGGCACUGCUACGAAUACGUGGAUGGCAAGGACACGUCCCAGGCCAACUGGAUGAGGUACGUGAACUGCGCCCGAGACGAGGAGGAGCAGAACCUCGUGGCCUUCCAGUACCGCAGGCAGAUCUUCUACCGCACCUGCCGCGCCGUGGGCCCCGGCCGCGAGCUGUUGGUGUGGUACGGCGACGAGUACGGGGAGGAGCUGGGCCUCAAGUGGGGCAGCAGGUGGAAGGGCCAGCGCCUGGCCGGCAGAGCACCAAAGGCAGAGAUCUACCCCUGUCCCUCGUGCUCUUUAGCCUUCUCCAGUCAGAAAUUCCUCAGUGGCCAUGUGAGAUACAGUCACCCCGCUCAGAUCCGCACAGCAACAGCGGCAAGAACGAGCCUCAAACCGGAGGACCCCUGUCCGGGGGACCCGCUACCAGAGCAGCGGCCUUCUGAUCCACAAGGCCGGAACGAAGGAGGUGGAGGUGGAGGUGGAGGGGUCCAAGGAGGGCCCGGCCCUGCGCACCAAACGACAAGGCAGGGGGGCACUUGGGAAGCCCCUUCCAGUCCUCCCAAGGGGCAGCUGGGGAGGUCCGGGGACAUGCGAUGUGCGGCAGGGGGAGCCUCGCAGAUUGCAACGGUCAAGAGGGUACAGAAACAGGAAGGCCUCAGUGAUGCAGCCAACGGCAGCAGGCAGCAGCGUUCGCAGGCAGGCGAGAAGCCCUGGGCUUGCGGAGUGUGUGGAGGAGGGUUUAGAUGCAAGUCACAGCUCAUGCGGCACCAGAGAAUACACACGGGGGAGAAGCCCUGGGCCUGCAGCGUCUGUGGACGGUCAUUUACUCAAAAGCGAAACCUUGUGCAGCACCAGAGAAUACACACGGGGGAGAAGCCCUGGGCCUGCAGGGUCUGUGGACGGUCAUUUACGCAAAAGGCAAGCCUCGUGCGGCACCAGAGAAUACACACGGGGGAGAAGCCCUGGGCCUGCAGGAUCUGUGGACGGUCAUUUAAUCAAAAGCCACAUCUCGUGCAGCACCAGAGAAUACACACGGGGGAGAAGCCCUGGGCCUGCAGCGUCUGUGGACGGUCAUUUACUCAAAAGCGAAACCUUGUGCAGCACCAGAGAAUACACACGGGGGAGAAGCCCUGGGCCUGCAGGGUCUGUGGACGGUCAUUUACGCAAAAGGCAAGCCUCGUGCAGCACCAGAGAAUACACACGGGGGAGAAGCCCUGGGCCUGCAGGAUCUGUGGACGGUCAUUUAAUCGAAAGGCAAGUCUCGUGCGGCACCAGAGAAUACACACGGGGGAGUAGCCAUAUUCUUCUGGAAGAAUAACUGAAGCACUAUAACACCACCCCUGCGGCUGCAGUGGAACCUCUGUACACCUCUGACUUUUUUGUUUUUGCCUUCCUGUUUUAAUAAAUAUUUUCUC
Molecule: messenger RNA, 2588 nt
Organism: Cavia porcellus (domestic guinea pig)
Lineage: Eukaryota; Metazoa; Chordata; Mammalia; Rodentia; Caviidae
Gene: Prdm9
Product: PR/SET domain 9
Exons: 10
Coding region: 289-2469 (726 amino acids)
Biological process (GO): regulation of DNA-templated transcription
Cellular component (GO): nucleus
Molecular function (GO): zinc ion binding; protein binding; histone methyltransferase activity
Source: RefSeq, a predicted model, not a curated record